This is a messenger RNA of Leguminivora glycinivorella, 5236 nucleotides long. RefSeq names its product zinc finger protein ztf-16. Gene Ontology annotation, molecular function: DNA-binding transcription factor activity; RNA polymerase II cis-regulatory region sequence-specific DNA binding. The record is from RefSeq and is a predicted model, not a curated record. Gene Ontology annotation, biological process: regulation of transcription by RNA polymerase II. Bases 322 to 1761 code for a protein of 479 amino acids. The transcript is spliced from 7 exons. NCBI's taxonomy places the organism in Eukaryota, Metazoa, Arthropoda, Insecta, Lepidoptera, Tortricidae.
GGUAUAAUUUUUUUUCUGUUCGAAUCAUGAUCAAAAUGGGAUUGCUGUAGAUAAAAUACUAUUAUUUAAUUUAGGAAAUCAAAGCUUUUAAUGGUGGAAAUAUAGUUUAAAGAUGUCAAACCAGUGCAAGUUAAUAGUGGGGAUCGACUUAUUUGUGCAUUUACAGUUAUACGCGUAACACGAAUUUGUGCAUCGAGUUCUGAGCAUCGAAUUAGGCCACAUAGCGAUCUCUCCCUAAAAUACCGCUGGUUGUCGACGUAUCAAGUUAAACUGAGUGUGGCGGGAGAGUGAUGUCCAGAAAGGCCGCGAGCUGGUAAUGUGAUGUCAUCAAAAGGGGAAACAGAGGCCGAUUCAGGCACCGUGUCGCCGAACCUGCCUGUAGUCAAAAAUGAACCGGCAACCACCGCUAGUAAAGAAGAAACACCCAAAAGAGGCAGCACUCUGCUGAAAUGCACAACCUGCAACACAUUUAGCACUCUAAGCAGCCGCGCGCUCACCACGCACAUGGCGCAGUGCUCGCCCGACAACAACAAUGUGGCGGGCGCGCAGGCGGACGCGCGCCCCCACAGGAAGCUCUUCGAGUGCGACGUCUGCAACAUGAAGUUCUCGAACGGCGCCAACAUGCGCCGCCACAAGAUGCGCCACACCGGCGUCAAACCCUACGAGUGCAGAGUCUGCCAGAAGAGGUUCUUCCGCAAGGACCACCUGGCGGAACACUUCACCACCCACACAAAGAGCUUGCCGUACCACUGCCCCAUAUGCAACCGAGGGUUCCAGCGCCAGAUUGCCAUGCGCGCGCACUUCCAGAACGAGCAUGUCGGCCAGCACGACCUUGUCAAAACUUGCCCCCUCUGCAGCUACCGUGCCCCCACCAUGAAGAGCCUUCGAGUUCAUUUCUUUAACAGACACGGCAUCGACCUAGACAACCCAGGAACCGGCAACAACUCUGUUUCCCUGCUAGCAGCCGGCAUCGCCAACGCGGCCUACGCCGACGGCUCCAUGGACGCGAGCGCCAUCAACGCCUUGGGCGCUCUAGGCUCCGGCCUGUCUGUGUCCGUCGCAGCCGCGUACUCAGACAGCGGGGAUAGCAACGGCGCCCGAUCGGUCGACAACGCUACACCGCCCAUGCACUAUCUGACCCCUCACGUCGAAAUAUCUAUGGCCGACAACAACGAAACCUUUUCUCCUGGACAGUCGAACCAUCUUAAUAAUUCCGAUUCGCGUAUGAAUGGCGAAGGUGGCAGCUCACCGCAGUCGGGAGACAGCGCAGGCGCUGUUGCCAGUUCGUCACUCGCGCAGCUACCCGCCGGCAUCACGCCCUCCAUCACGCUCAUACCCAUCAAGCAGGAGCCAAACGCAGAGGAGACGGGCGGCGCUGAAUCGCAGGGUGAGGCGAACGGCGACAAGCGCGGCGUGUCGUCCAGCCUGUCGUCGCUCAUCAAGGUGUCGCCGCUCAAGAGCCUGCUGCGCGAGGACCUGCGCCGCCGCAUCAGCGCCCGAGGCCGCGCCCGCGGCUCCAACAGCUCGCGCGCGUCGCCGUCGGAGGGCGGCGUGAUCACGUCGACGCACGGCGAGGCGGCGCUGGCGCCGGCGUCGCUGAUGUGCGCGUUCUGCUCCAUCACGUUCCCCGACUCCACGCUCUACUUCCUGCACAAGGGCUGCCACUGCGACUCCAACCCCUGGAAGUGCAACAUCUGCGGCGAGCAGUGCUGCAACGUCUACGAGUUCAACUCCCACCUGCUCAGCAAAAGUCACCAAUGACUGUUUGCUGGGGGGCCGUUCCAAUAAUAUAGACUUUGUGUUUCGUGAUGCACUUGCGCGGUGUGUGCAUAGUACGAGCGCUUCGGAGCUUCACUGUCGUCUUGGAUUACGCGAUUCUGUUCUCAAACUACUGUGUCGGGCGCUGAAAGGCUUCGAACUCGCUAUGCGCCGAACGUCCCCCCGAAGAUGUCAUUUUAAAAGUGCAAAUUAUGUCGAGUUAUAUUUUAGCGGUUAUAAUUGUUAUGUUAAAAUGCGUGAAGAUAUUUAUGCGGAUAUUCUAGUACUUAAAGAAAAGGGUUUAUAAAAGGGUAAUAUUAAAUUUUAAUUGUGAAGGGUCAGAUAGAUUUGGGAUACGACCUAGUGAUUAAAUUGAAAGCUGAAAGUGGUACCACUCGGUAAUAUUACAUUCCAAAACGUGACGUAACAUUCCAUGAUGAGAGAUUCGAGUCUUUGGUGGGGAAUAUUAUUGUAGUUACUUAAAGUAUCUUCUCUGUCCAUUUUUACAAAUAUCACGAAAACGAAUGUAGUGUGUUGUUGCACCUCACAUCACAAAGAAAUCGCAACUCGCCGAUGCAAUGUCAGAAACAUUGUGAAGUUCGACAAAAAUGGAUAGCAAAAGGACACUUGUUUUAGUUGACCAUUCUACUUUUCCGUACUUAAUUGUACUACAACUAUAUCUAAUCUAAAUUUUAAAAGUAUUUUUGGUGCGAUAGUGAAUUUUACAAAUGUUUUAAAGUAUGGUGAAAAUUGUACAAAUUAAUAUAUUUUUACAUUUCACUGUUGAGAAGAGAGGGCCUAGCCUGUAUUUCCGUGAUUAUUUACUUAUUGUGAUUGUGUACAGACAGGAAUUAUAAAUUCUACAUUCCAUUUUUAUGUUACUGUUUCGUAAUAUGCAUGUAAUGCAAGUCCACGACUAAUAUUUAAUGUACAAGUUAUGUUUUGUUGUUAUUAUUUAUUUUUCUAAAAUAUGUCUUUUUGUUUAAUAGCUAUGUUUUAUUAUUUUAAAGAGUGGUGCGUUUUUAUGGUCUUAUGUACUUAUUUCAUUCUCAAUUUAUGCAAUGUUCCUUUCGUCAGUUCAGUUGUAUGAUAUUAUCGUUAGUAAAUUAUUUAAAAAAAAACUAUAUAUUGAAAGCACACUUGCUCAAUAUAGCUUAAGUGUGGGGCAACGUCGCACAAAAGCAUUAUAUUCAAAAUAUAAAUGAAUUGGAAUAGUGAACUAUAUUAUGCUUCUGAAAGUUUAAAAGCUUAAUCUUUCAAUUCGAAGGUACUUAAUUUUAUAUAAAAUCAAGGUUUAAAAAGCCCCAUUAGAUUUAAAUAGAGAAACUGACCUGUAUCAUAUAAUUGUACUAUCCGAAAGAUUUUUACAUCUUGCGUCCUGAAUGCUAAUAGCCAUCGUUUUCCAGCAAAGGGAACGCUUACUGCCAUGUCCGAUCAUCAGUAUCCGCGCUACGCUCUGCGAAUACUGCCAGGCAGUAUUUGUUUUUGCGAUCCGGAUUCGGAUCGGACGCGAUAAGCCAGCGUUCUAAAACUGAAGUGCUCAACCUAAUGGGAAACGAUAUUUGAUCUCUUUUAUUUUGAAGAGUUAAAUUUCUAUAUUUACUUUCAAUAUAUGUGUUAGUUAACAUAAAUAUUAUAUUUCAUUUGUGUGCUUAUAGUGCUUAUACAAACAUACACUGGUUUAUAAAUAAAAUUUUAAAAUAAAUGAAAUGCUAUAGGUUAAUGAAUUUAUUUUGUAAUGUAGCUGUUAAUUUUGUUUUAGUACAUGUUUCAUGUUUAACAUAAUUGGUCAGUCCGUUCCAUUUUUCUUAAAGUAACCUGAGAUUUACAUUCCUGUAGCUCCUAAGUACUUACUUUCGGUUGUGGUCUUGCCUGUUAAGUUUACGAAAUUACUUAGAUGGAACGUUUACCAACGAAGUUAUAUAUUUGUUUUGUUAUGUGGUCAUCGCGUGUAUAAAGUAGGGCCGGCGCGGGGCCGUCCGUGAGUUACCUGAAGCGAGCAACAUAUUUAUUUAUAGAUUCUUAUGCCGUUUCAUUGUUGGUUUUGCAACUUGAAUGUUUACUUUUAUUUGGUCCCGUUGCCGCGUCACUGUUAGUUAAGGUAGACUCUAAGAGCUAUUAAUAUUAUUAACCGGUCACCCCAUUGGGCGCCUUUACUUAAUCCGUCCAUAUCUAAUGAUAGAUAUUGCCUUUAAUAUUUAAUAAAAAAAUAAUAUAUUUUGUAGAUUUUAGAUGUGACUAGGGAGAGAUCUUAAUUAUAAAAUGGUUAAAUAAUUGCAGAGAUUUAAAUAUGUAGUAAUAAUUUAUUUAACAUUUAACGUUAUCUCUGCAUUGCUAAAAUGUAAGUAAUUGUGAUGUCAAUCAGUAAUGCUAAUGACAUUUAUUUACUACCGAUUAAAACUUAAUUUCGAUAUCUUAACAAAACUCGUGGUACAUCCACAUAUAAAAUGUAUUAAACCGAGCCACUCAGUUAUAUAUAGAAAAUUGCUCGACAUUUUAUUCCCUCUGUAACAAGGAGCAUCAUUGGGAGCACGCUAUGGCGCACCGACGUACCUAAUGCGCCUGCGCCAACAUUCCAGAAUAUGCUCAUUUUUGAGGAAUGAACAUUUUCCACAUAAAAGACGUGAGUGACCUGUUUCAGUAUAUUUGAUAACUAUGACAUCAUUUUAUUUCAUCCCUCACUUACAUACUUGGACAUGGUUCGAAGGAAUUAUUAUACAUACAUACAUAGGUAUUAUUACAUAAUUCGGUGCCUAUCCAGCCACGUUAUUGAAAGUAUAUUUAUUAAUUACUGUUGACCUAUUUACAUUGUUUAUGGACUCGCAGAUUUAUUAAUCGCGUUAAUUUCAUCAAGAGAGAAAAGUUUAUCGUUAAAAUUAUAUUAUAUAUACUUUAUUUUUGUGGAGUAGUUAUAUUAUAAGUACAAAAUAAGUAUUGGAAGUUGUGUUAAAAUCACAGCAAAUUGUUAAUGAUAUUUGUGAAAUACGUGGAACAGUAUUUUAAAUAAAACUUCUGGAUUAGAAAACUUUAUAAAGUUGGCAAACUGAUACAUUUUAGAAUUUCACAAAACGAAAUAAUGAUAAAGAUGUUCAUAAUGCCACGUCUAUUUUAUAUAUAUUAUAUUAUCAUUUAUAGUAAUUUACUAAGCACUCAGUCCAAGUCAACAACAAGCUUUUAGUAUAGCGACCCUCACCUUAAUACCAAAACACAGCUUACCAACAUUAUAUAUUUUUAAGUUGUUAUAUAUAUGUAAUUUAAGAUAGAUAAAUAUAAAUAAAUGAACGUGGUUAAAAGCAAUUGCUUGUAAUUUUAAACAGUUAAAAGCGUCGUUAAUAUUUUUCUGUUACAUUUAUUGUGUUGUCAAUUGAUAUGAAUAUAAUAUUUAUAUAAUAUAAAAGGGAUACUAUUUUAUGAAAAACCAGUUUCGAAUUAUGAGUGAUAGUUACUAUAUCAAGUUUUAGCAGAUUGUGCCUUAGAU